AAUCAGAAGCUCCUUUUGAAAAUGGAAAAUAAAGCCAACAGACUCUGUGGUGAAUCACAAGACAAAUAUUUAGGCUUUGGUCUGCUCGAAUCGGGUAGCGUAUCGGCAAAAGAUGAAGUGAAUAUAAUGGUGAAGAAUGUGGUUGAUGUAGUUUUCGGCGGCUUAUCGUACUGGAGCGUCGGUUAUGGUUUGAGUUUCGGCGACUAUGAACCGUUUCGUAACAGCUUCAUAGGAUUUGGACGAUUUUUCUACGAUCCAACAAGGUCAGUUCUAGAUGUGACGUCUGUUAAUGAAGAAGGCUGGGCGUAUGCAGCAUUUCUGUUCCAGUUGAGUUUAGCAACAACCGCAUCUACGAUUGUGUCCGGUGAUAAGUUUAUCUUGUGCGAAUGUCUUCAAGCGCUCCCGGCACACUGGGUAUGGGACAGCGAGGGAUUCUUCUUCAAAAUGGGUGUCGUGGAUUUUGCCGGUUGUUCAGCUGUACAUAUGGUCGGCGGAAUAAUCGGUCUGAUCGCCACUGUCUAUUUGAAACCUAGAAGGAAUCGCUUCAACGAGGANAGUGUGCAUCAGAUGAGCUCACCAACUAAUGCUUUACUUGGUACAUUUCUUCUAUGGUGGGGAUGGUUCGGUAUCAACGCCGGCUCAGUAUGGGGUAUUACUAGCGGCAGAUGGAGGCUCGGUGCAAGAGCAGCCGUUGCCACUAUAAUGAGCUCAAUCGGUGGCGGAGUGACGUCGAUUGUCAUAAGCUUUGCAAAGACGAAGAAACUACAAGUGAAUUUUCUGAUUAACGGGAUUCUCUCCUCCAUCGUCUCGAUCACUGCCCUCUGUGCUGUAUCACGGCCAUGGCAUGCUCUGAUCAUCGGUGGUGUCUCGGCAGGAUUUUCAAUUUCCGUGUUACCGCUUCUGGAACGACUCAAGGUAGACGAUCCUGUUGGCAUCGUACCAAUUCAUCUCACCUCCUCCAUUUGGGGUAUGACGGCCGUUGGUAUAUUCUGUGAAAGAGAUCGACAUCUGUUCGGAGCCACAAACGGGCAUGCAGGACUACUUUAUUCGGGCAGUUUUACAUUACUCGGUGUACAGCUCCUUUGUACGGUAACCAUUCUAGUCUACAGUGCCGCCUUUGGACUUCUUUUGAUUAGCAAGAGUCCACUCGGAUUACGUGUUACUGAUUACGAAGAACAGAUCGGAGCUGACGUUAUCGAACAUGGGUUGGCUGGAACGAACGUGGCUAGAUAUGUGCUUGAAAAACCCCUCAGCACAAGCCGAUCGAAACGUAUGGAACAAGCGAGACAGAGACGGCUUACAGAGGAGCAAGCAUUUACUGCCACCGACGGCACUACAACGGUCAAAGGAGCUAACGGAGGUACUCCCCGGGCUUUUUCAUCCAUUCGUGAACGAAAAUGUCCAAGUCCGGUCCUAAUAGCCUGA
Messenger RNA from Haemonchus placei, 1425 nucleotides. NCBI's taxonomy places the organism in Eukaryota, Metazoa, Nematoda, Chromadorea, Rhabditida, Trichostrongylidae. The record is from the annotation of a GenBank genome assembly.